CCCCCCACUUCGUCUCCCCUCCCCCCAAACCAACAAAAGCCUCAUCUUCUCUGCAUCCAAAACACUCCCAUCCUCACUACAGAACCUAUCUUCUCAAACCAAAUCAAAAUGUCCGUCGACGCCUUCUUCGAGAACCUGAGCUUCGCCCAGUCCGGCGCUAAGUUCGCCGAAAUCCAGUCCGCUGCCGCCGGCAUCAACAUCGAUCUCCUCAAGGCCGCCGUCGAGGCUGUCCUUGGCGGCGACGACAAGGCCACGGUCGAAGGCCCUCUGGCUGAUGCCCUGAAGGCUGGUUUCGAGUUCGCGACGAAGCUUGUUAAGAUGCUGAGCCAAGAGCCCGGUCAGAUGGAGAUGCUCACUUUCUACAAGUACUUCAAGCGCGCCCGCAACGAGACCCCUGCAGAGCCCUCGUUCUACCAGCUUGAGUCGAAGUACAAGUACAAUGCCUGGAAGGAGAUCAGCCACAUCAGCGACCAGAAGGCCCAGGCUUUGUACAUCGAGGAGGUUAGCAAGGCCAUCAAGAAGUUCGGUACCCGCGAAUAAGUGUUGGGUUUGGAUGUCUUGAACUAGGGAGGAAUAUGAACUUGGAUAUUAUGGGCUUGGUGACGAGUUACGAACGACGUU
This is a messenger RNA of Aspergillus pseudonomiae, 621 nucleotides long. Its product is annotated as acyl-CoA-binding domain-containing protein. Lineage: Eukaryota; Fungi; Ascomycota; Eurotiomycetes; Eurotiales; Aspergillaceae. Bases 109 to 540 code for a protein of 143 amino acids. Gene Ontology annotation, molecular function: fatty-acyl-CoA binding. The record is from RefSeq and is a predicted model, not a curated record. The transcript is spliced from 3 exons.